AUGGCAACAAGCGGUUCGUCGCAAAUCGGGGGCAUGGACGCUAAGUGGGAAAGAUUAAGAACGGAACGUAGGGAACUUGAGCAAAUGCGAGUCGCGUUUGAAGCAGAAAGAAAUCGGGAUCAGCGGCGGAUUAAUCGAGACGAGGCCGGACAAGGCCAAACAGAUGAACACAACGUGGUAGAGCAAGUAGCAGCGGUUAUGAAUACAAAUUCCAUUGCGCAAUCGUUAGGCAAUUUGGACGUUGUCAGAAAAGAAAAAACAUGGGAGAACAGAGCUAAUAAUCCUCACUUCGAAAACAAACAUAACGCUCCGAGAAUAAACGGAAUGAGGAUACAGGGGGGAGGACAACAGAAUCAAGGCAGAAGGAAUUGGAAUAAUAAUCAAAAUAAUAGCAGAAAUAAUCGAAGACGAAACUACGGAAAUUAUCGUGGUUAUUACAACUCAAAUGAGAAUUUUGACCAAGCCAGAUCAGAUUUCCGAAUGCCAGAUACUCGUUUUCCUCCUCCUCAAGAAACGAAGAAUAACGGAUUCUCCAACCCUAACGGAAAUAACAACGGGAGACCUAACGAAAAUAAUUUAAACUAA
Messenger RNA from Neodiprion virginianus, 585 nucleotides. RefSeq lists its product as uncharacterized. The transcript has 2 exons. The record is from RefSeq and is a predicted model, not a curated record. NCBI's taxonomy places the organism in Eukaryota, Metazoa, Arthropoda, Insecta, Hymenoptera, Diprionidae. Bases 1 to 585 code for a protein of 194 amino acids.